Thyridium curvatum is the source of this 1734-nucleotide messenger RNA. RefSeq lists its product as uncharacterized. The transcript has a single exon. Gene Ontology annotation, biological process: spliceosomal tri-snRNP complex assembly. NCBI's taxonomy places the organism in Eukaryota, Fungi, Ascomycota, Sordariomycetes, Thyridiales, Thyridiaceae. The record is from RefSeq and is a predicted model, not a curated record. The coding region runs from base 1 to 1734 and encodes 577 amino acids.
AUGCCAGGCACCGGGCCUGACGCAGAACGGGCUCCGAAGGGAGAAGGCACCGCAGCACCGCUCAGGACCCGCGCCCGCAACAUCUCCCAGGCCUCGACGGGCCUCGCGGGCAGCCCCUCGUCGCUCUCGAGCCUCGCCAAGUCCGACUCGACCGCGUCGGCCGGCCGGUUCUCAAUCAACUCGCACGUGUCGAUCCCGGUCACGGGCUCCCUGCCCCUCGGGUCACUGCAGCUCCACCAGCCGGCCGACAGCCCUUCUCUGCCGCCUACCAGCGGCGGCGUCGCCGACGCCACCGUCGCCGAGGAGGAGGUGCUGAGGCCCGAGCCCGCCUGUCUCGAGAAUGGCGACUGCUUCCUCAUUCUGGGCCUCCCCAGCGACUUCACGGUGGGGUGCGACAUGAUGGCCCUCAACACCAAGCAGACCGAGUUCCUUGGCUUCCGCGACCUGCAUCCCGGGCCUCACUUCAUAUGGGUGUCUGAGCCCAGCGCCAUGUCCCGCUGCGGCUACUGGUUUGUGACCAAGGAGCGCGGCGACGUGCGCGUGAAGCAGUGGGACUCGUACACGGAGGUGCUGGGCGAGGCGUCGAGCCAGUUUGAAGUCCGCAACCACAAGGACAACAUCGAGUCGACGUACCGGCAGCUCGUGCCCUACCGCUACCGACCCGACGACUCGAUGCCUCCUCCGCCUCCGCCGAAAGACCCGCCCCGGCCCGGCUCCGUCGCCGGACCGGACCUCGCGACCGACGACGCCGUCAUCUGGCACCACCUGACCUCGUACAUCACCGAACACCUGCUCUGCCGGGUGACGGGCAAGAAGGGCGCCGCCUCGGAGUGGAUGGUCGAGACCUCGGACAUGGCCAGGGGCGAGGUCAACUUUGCCCAGGCCAGCAGGCUCUUCAAGGCCGUCGCGGGCUCGGAGCUCAGCUUCCUCUUCCCGCGCGGCGACGUGGACCUGCACCUCCUCCUGAGGCCGACCGGAGAGAAGAAGCUGCCCGACACCACGGCCGACGUCCUCCGGCUGCUCGAGGCCACGGCCACGGCCCCGACGACGACGACGGGCCUCACCGAAGGCGACCUCGUCGGCGAGCUGCAGUUCGCGUUCCUGACCGGCGCCCACCUGAGCAACCUGUCCUGCAUGGAGCAGUGGUGGCACCUGGUCCUCAAGGUCGUGUUCCGCGCCUACGGCCUCGCCCUGGCGCGGCCCGUCCUCUGCCGCUCGCUCGUCCAGACGCUCCACGCGCAGCUCGUGUACAACGAAAAGUAUAUAUCCGGCGGCAAUGACGACGACGACGACGGCGACGGCGCCGGUAGCCAACGACAGCAACAUCCAAAGCUGGGGGGCGCCACGGGGAUCCUCGAGGCCACGAGCCCGCGCAACAUGCACCGCCUGCGCGAGGCGCUGAAGCUGUACAAGCGCCGGCUGGAUGAGGCGCUCCUCGGGCUCGGCGACGCCAUCACCCGCGAGCAGGCCGCCGUGGGCCACGCGUUUGUCGACCUCGAGGCCUGGUUCUGGAAGCACGGCUGGGACCUGCGGAGCAGCAGCGACGAGUAUUACGUCGCCGCCGCCGGCGAUGAGGAGGGGGGCGAGCAGCGGAAGGGCUGGGCGCGGCUGGGGGUGCCGCACCGGGGGGGACACGGCCCGGACGACAGCGACGAAGACGACGACGAGUACGAGCCUGUCGUUGUGCAGCUCGAUGCGGAAGGGAGGGAGGUCGGGCUCGUGAACUGGAAUUGA